Meloidogyne enterolobii is the source of this 1334-nucleotide messenger RNA. NCBI's taxonomy places the organism in Eukaryota, Metazoa, Nematoda, Chromadorea, Rhabditida, Meloidogynidae. The record is from the annotation of a GenBank genome assembly.
UCUCCGUAAUCCCCCGCCACUUCGUUAAACCCCUUGAUCCCUCUAAAUCCUCUGAUAUCUUCCAUAAUCCCUCUAAAUCCUCUAUAUCUUUUCAAAACAUUAUUCAUCAAACUUACAUGUAUCACAAAAUCAAUUAGGACAUGCUGACUUAUAGAAAUGCAAAAACAAUAAGAAAUAACAAUUCUUCACGUUUUGGAAAAUUUAUUCGUAUACAUUUUAACAAAGCUGGACGAUUGACGGGAGGAGACAUAGAACAUUAUUUGUUGGAAAAAUCUCGUGUAAUAAAACAAUUGGGAGGAGAAAGAUCCUAUCAUAUUUUCUAUCAAAUAAUGUCUGAUGGAAUUAAUGGACUUAAAAAAAAGCUUUAUUUAAAUCGCCCAAUAAGCGAUUAUCAUUUUGUUGCCCAAGCAGAGGUUGCUAUAGAAGGAUUAGAUGAUAGGGAAGAAAUGUUAAUUACUGAUGAAUCUUUUGAUAUUAUGAAGUUUACUGAAAAAGAAAAAUUCGAAAUGUAUGCCCUAGUUGCUGCUGUAAUGCAUAUGGGGGAAAUGCGCUUUAAACAACGUCCGAGAGAGGAACAGGCUGAGGCUGACGAUAUUAAAGAGGGUGAAAUAGCUUGUAAACUUUUUGGAGUGGAUAAAGAUGCUUUUUUAACUGCAAUUCUCCGACCACGUGUAAAGAUUGGUGCUGAAUGGGUUAAUAAAGGCCAAAAUUUGGAACAAGUAAACUUCUCUGUUGGAGCCCUCGCCAAAGCUUUAUAUGCCCGAAUGUUUGCCUGGCUUAUUCGACGUUGUAAUGCAACACUCGAUGUUCGAGACAAACAACAAAGAGAAGGGCAACAUUUUAUUGGGGUGUUGGAUAUUGCCGGCUUUGAAAUAUUCGAAUUAAAUUCUUUUGAACAAUUAUGGAUUAAUUUUGUUAAUGAAAGACUUCAACAAUUUUUUAAUCACCAUAUGUUUAUAUUAGAACAGGAAGAAUAUCAACGAGAGGGUAUUCAAUGGGCAUUUAUAGACUUUGGCUUAGAUCUUCAACCAUGUAUUGAAUUAAUUGAAAAGCCACUUGGAAUUAUCUCAAUGUUAGAUGAAGAAUGUAUUGUACCUAAAGCUACUGACAGUACCUUUGCAGAAGCCCAUUUUGCCGUUAUUCAUUAUGCCGGAACUGUACAAUAUAAUGCUCAUUCAUGGCUUGAGAAAAAUAAAGAUCCUCUCAAUGAUUCUGUUGUUGCCGUUCUAAAAUCAAACCCCGGAAUGUCUUUACUUAAAUUUAUUUGGGAAGAUUACCAAACACAGGAAGAUGAAAAGAAGGCAAAAUUAUCUAAUAAAUUUUUUGAAAAAUAA